GUGUUUGCUAACACAAUGCCAAGAUGGAAAGACAUCAGCAACGACCUCAGAGAAGGACAAGUUGCAGCCCAGCUAUCCGGAAAGGUUUCUAAGACCAUUUCCAAGCAAGCUAAAGUCCAUCAUUACACAGGAUAUUAGAUUAUUUACAAGUAGAAAACAUUUCAGACAGCUGCCAAGCUUCCCAGGUGUGGACAUCCCAACAGAUUCACUCCAAGACCAGAGCGGGCCUUGGAGGUUAUAAAAACCCAGGAGGUUCUUAGACUCUGCAGGCUUCAGUUAAUGGGUUAUGGUCAGAUCGACAGAGGAGGCCAAAGUAGAGGUAAAAACAGAAAAUUAUCAAAAACACCCACAACUACCUAUGAUGCACAGUGGUGGAGGGCUGAUGAUGUGGAACAUACGCCAGGACUUGUGGACUUGAGCUCGCCCUAAACACCAUCAACCCAGACAUCCUCCACUAGAAGCUCAUCCAGCUCACAGUACCAGCCUCCAUGGAUCAGCAGCUUCCUAACUGACCUGAAGCAAUAGGUGAUACUUGGGAGAAUAUUACCCUUCACAAGAACCACCAGGACUGGCAGUCGCCAGGGAAUGAUUUCUCCCCAACCCUCUUCUCUCUGUAACAAAUGAUAGCACCUCAGUGGAUCCAUCUGUAAAACCCCUGAAGUUUGCAAAGGACGCCACUAAUCUAGGAUGGUGACGAGUCUGCAUACAGAUAGGAGGUGGAUAAGUUGGUCCACUGGUGCUGUCAGAACCACCUGAAGCUUUAAUCUCUUAAGACAGUUAAGACAGACUGGACUUCUGGAGAACUCCCUCACCAUCCUCAACAACACUGAGUCUGCUGUGGAUCACUUCCGGUUCUUAGGAGCUACCCUUUACGACUUGAGAGUGGACUUCCUGCUCCAGCUCUUCCCCAGGAGCUGCAGAGUGUUUGUGCAGGAACGAGGAGGAGCGUCUGAUCAACUACCUGUUCAAGGAGAAAGGGUACAACAGAGAGCUGAGACCUGCUGAGAAACAGCAGGAUGUCGUUGAUGUCUUUCUAACCAUGACUCUCUCCAACCUCAUCUCUUUGAAAGAGGUAGAUGAGACGCUGCUGACAAACGUGUGGAUCGAGCACACGUGGACUGACUACAGGCUGUCCUGGAACACCUCAGAUUUUGAUGGCAUCGACACGCUCCGCCUGCCACCCAGCAUGGUCUGGCUGCCAGAGAUCGUGCUGGAAAACAAUAAUGAUGCCCAGUUCCAGGUGGCUUACUACAGCAACGUCCUGGUGUACCCAGAUGGUCUGUGCUACUGGUUGCCUCCUGCCAUCUUCCGCUCCUCCUGCUCCAUCAAUGUCAACUACUUCCCCUUCGACUGGCAGAACUGCACGCUGAAAUUCACGUCUCUGACAUACAACGCUAAAGAGAUCAGAAUGCAGCUGAAGGAAGAGGGCGACGAAACCAAUAAACAUAUGGUGGAGUGGAUUGUUAUUGACCCUGCAAGCUUUACAGAGAAUGGCGAGUGGGAGAUCGUCCACCGGCCGGCCAAGAAAAACACCUACAAGCACAUUCCCAAGGAGAGUAACAAGCACCAGGACAUCACCUUCUACCUGAUCAUCAAACGCAAGCCGCUCUUCUACAUCGUCAAUGUCAUCGCCCCCUGCAUGCUCAUCUCCUCUCUGGCUUCACUGGUCUACUACCUGCCUGCUGACAGUGGUGAGAAGAUGACGUUGUCCAUCUCCGUGCUGCUGGCUCAGUCUGUCUUCCUGCUGCUGAUCUCUCAGAGGCUGCCUGAGACGUCCACGUCGGUCCCUCUGAUUGUCAAAUAUUUGAUGUUCAUCAUGGUUCUUGUUACGAUCGUUGUGUUGAACUGUGUGGUCGUGCUCAACCUGCACUUCAGGACUCCCAGUACACAUGUCAUGUCUGAAUGGACCAAGAAGUUUUUCCUUGAACGCUUGCCCCGGAUCCUCCAUAUGUCCAAUCCUGCGAAUGAUGAGCCGGUGUGGGAUGGAGCGUUGCCACGGCGAUCCAGCUCGGUCGGCUACAUUGCUGCAGCAGAGGAAUAUUACUGCAUCAAGUCCCGCAGCGAGCUGAUGUUUGAGAAGCAGUCAGAAAGACACGGACUGUCAAAACGGCACACACAUGCUUCAGUUCUGAAGCCGCAGGAAAGUGACGCCAUGACGGAUCAGCUGUACGGGGAGAUUAAGCCAGCAUUGGACGGAGCGAACUACAUCAUCAAACACAUGCAUGCCAAGAACGACUACAACGAGGAGAAGGACAACUGGAGCGGUAUCGCUCGUACUGUGGAUCGUCUCUGCCUGUUGCUGAUCACUUCGGUGAUGACAUUCGGCACCAUCAUCAUCUUCCUGACGGGAAUCUGUAACUAUCCACCACAUCUGCCCUUCAUAGGAGACUCAUACAACUACAGCGACGAGAAUCCUCGCCUGCUGUAAUAUCAAUGCUCUACACACCAGCUGCGUCGCAGCUCGUUCUGUUUGUUCUGCUCUCUUAGCACCAGUUUUUAUUGACUUUUUCAGCUUCAUAUUUUAGUCAUCUAUGUUUUCUGGGCUUGAAGUGAAUAUUUUAUGUCAGGUUUGGAUAAACUGUUGUUUUAAAACCUUGUGCUCAGUCUGUCUCCUGGACAAAUAAAACAUGUGUUUUGAAAA
This is a messenger RNA of Fundulus heteroclitus (mummichog), 2641 nucleotides long. RefSeq names its product cholinergic receptor, nicotinic, delta (muscle) (gene chrnd). The transcript has 12 exons. Bases 1040 to 2428 code for a protein of 462 amino acids. Lineage: Eukaryota; Metazoa; Chordata; Actinopteri; Cyprinodontiformes; Fundulidae. Gene Ontology annotation, biological process: nervous system process; regulation of membrane potential; monoatomic ion transmembrane transport. The record is from RefSeq and is a predicted model, not a curated record. Gene Ontology annotation, molecular function: transmembrane signaling receptor activity; acetylcholine-gated monoatomic cation-selective channel activity. Gene Ontology annotation, cellular component: postsynaptic membrane; synapse; neuron projection.